Molecule: messenger RNA, 3039 nt
Organism: Insectozyma verbasci
Lineage: Eukaryota; Fungi; Ascomycota; Pichiomycetes; Serinales; Debaryomycetaceae
Source: the annotation of a GenBank genome assembly
AUGGAUCAAAAUUAUAAUGGUAAUGAUAAUGGUCCUAUAACUAAAAGAAGUUCACCUCCAUUACCAACCCCAAGGUCAUCACCGUAUACUCAACAAUUACCAACAAGAUCAAAAAUAAGGCAACAAAAAUUAAAAUAUACAUUUGUAGGAUAUAUAAUAGUAUUGAUUUUCUUAUCAAUAACUCAAUUUAUUGGUGUUGGUUUUUUCAAACUGGGUUUUUUAUUAUCAAGAAAUGUAUUACCUGGUAUUUCAACUUGUCAUAAUAUAGAAAACGGUGAAAUUAAUGGUGAUUUGACAAGUUCUUGUCUAUCGCCAAGAUUCAAAAAGACAAUUCUUCUAGUCAUAGAUGCGUUAAGAUUUGAUUUUGUUAUUCCAGUGUCGGAUUCACAGGAAUAUUAUCAUAAUAAUUUUCCUAUUUUAUAUGAUUUAUCACAAACAAAUAAUGGUGUACUAUUGAAAUUUAUUGCUGAUCCACCAACUACUACAUUACAAAGAUUAAAAGGUUUGACAACUGGUUCAUUGCCUACUUUUAUUGACGCAGGGUCAAAUUUUGAUGGUGAUGCAAUUGAUGAAGAUAAUUGGCUAUUACAGUUACAUAAAAUAAAUAAAACUAUAGCAUUUAUGGGUGAUGAUACAUGGCAAGCAUUAUUUAGUGAUUAUAUAAAUCCAAAUUUAAAUUUUCCUUAUGAUUCAUUGAAUGUUUGGGAUUUAGAUACUGUUGAUAAUGGAGUUAUAGAACAUUUAUUCCCAUUAAUUGAAAAGGAUCAAUGUUCUAAAUGGGAUUUAUUAAUUGGUCAUUUCUUAGGUGUUGAUCAUGUAGGACAUAGGUAUGGCCCAAGACAUUAUACAAUGAAGCAAAAAUUAAAUCAAAUGAAUGAUGUAAUUACAAAAGUUGUUGAAAAUUUAGAAGAAGAUACAUUAUUAGUUUUAAUUGGAGAUCAUGGAAUGGAUUCAACCGGUAACCAUGGUGGUGAUUCACCUGAUGAAUUAGAAUCUACAUUAUUUAUGUAUUCUAAAAAUCAUAAAUUUUUGAAAAAAGAUGAUUCAUUUUAUGAUAUUUCAAAUUUAGGUGCUGAUUAUAGAGAAGUAAAUCAGAUAGAUUUAGUAUCUACCAUGUCAAUAUUACUAGGAUUACCUAUUCCAUUUAAUAAUUUAGGAUUUCCAAUUGAUGAAGCAUUUGGUAGUACCAAAGAAUUAAUAUCAGCUACAAAGUUAACAAUUAAUCAAAUUAAAAAAUUUAGAGAUUUAACUCCAAAUUUAUCAAAUUCAUUAUUAGAUGAUUAUAAAAGUUUACUUAAACAUGAAAAUGAUAUGUUUGUUGAAAAGUCAAAACAAUAUCAAUAUAAAAGUUUAGAAGAAUGUAAAUCACUAUGGGCAAGAUUUGACUUGAGAUUUAUUGGAAUUGGAAUUGGUAUAUUAUUUCUUUCAUUAACUUUUAUGAUCACUUAUGCUAGAUCAAUACCAGCAGUUAGAGUACUGACUAUGUCAUUUGAAUUUAUUGGAUCAGUUAUAGCCAUGACUAUAAUGGGAAUAGUCCUUAGUUUUUCAGUUUGUAUUGUUUUAAAACCUGCUGAUUUUAGUUUAAAAACUUGUAUUUCAAUUGGUGCUGCUCUUGGUAUGGUCAUUGGAUUUUGGGCACCAAUUAUGGAUCGAUUUAGUAUUAAUUUCUUAUAUCAUCAAACAAUUGAUUUUUUCAUGUAUAAUUUUAAUAGUUGGUCAUUUAUGGGUAUAUUGUUUGUCGCUUUCCAUUGUUUAAUAUUUGCAUCAAAUUCAUUUGUAGUAUGGGAAGAUAAAAUGAUUUCAUUUUUUUUAUUAACUUUUGGUUUCAGUUGUAUUUAUGGAUGUUCAGUCAAUUCAAAAUUAAAUAAAAGUCAAAAAAUAUUAGGAAUUUCUCAUGCUGUUACAUUUACAAUAUUAACGAGAAUUGUUUCAAUGAUUAAUUUAUGUCGUGAAGAACAAAGAUCAUAUUGUGAACCAACAUUUUCAACUCAUUGGUGGACAAUUGUACUAUUGGUCUUGAUAUCAUUUUUAUUACCUUCUACAAUAACAUCAUUUUAUAAGUUAUCAGAUUCUUAUCAUUCAGCAGCUCCAUUAUGGAUAGGUACAGGUUUAAAAUUUAUAUUAUUUAUGAAUUCAAUAUAUUGGGUAUUUGAAUAUAUUCAAAACAAUGAAUAUUUCAAUAAAUAUAAUAUAGUUGGAUCUAAUUUAAUUAAGUCAUUGAAAUUGGCAAUUGCAAGAUUAGUUUUAUUUAUUACUUUAAUUUUGGCUAAUUUUAGUUGGUCAAGAGGUCCAUUAUGUGUUAAAUUAGAUUUAAAAGAUGAUUUAGAUAUUGAACGCAUUAAUGAUUCAGAAGAAGAAGAAGAAAAACCAAAUGGUAAAACUGCAACUAUAUUAGGAUAUGGUAAUGUUUAUGGUAGUUCAUAUUUUUUAUUAGUUUUAAAUUUCACUGGUGCUGUAAUGUUAACUAAUAAACCAAUAGGUGCAAUCUCAUUAAGUAUAUUAAUUGUACAAAUAUUAUCCCUUUUGGAAAUUUUUGAUUUAUUACAAAUUAGAAAGAAUUUAAUAUCACCUAUUAUUUUCAGUUUAUUAAGUUUUCAACAUUUUUUCAGCACUGGACAUCAAGCUACUAUACCAUCAAUACAAUGGGAAAUUGGAUUCAUGACUACUGAAAAUAUCGUAUUUCCAUUCACUCAUUUAAAUAUAAUUUUAAACACUUUUGGAUCAUUUUUUAUUAUUGCAUUAUCAAUACCAUUAAUUACAUUAUGGAAAAUAAUUCCUUCAUCAAAACCAAUUACAUUAUUAUCUCAAAUUAUUACAAAUGUUACUACUUUAAUUACAUAUCAUUUAUUUACAGGAUUAAGUAGUUUAAUAUUUGCUGCUCAUUUUAGAAGACAUUUAAUGGUUUGGAAAAUAUUUGCACCUAGAUUUAUGUUAAGCGGGUUAUUAAUUAUAGUGUUGAAUAUUUUCUUAAUCAUUUUUACACUUUGGUUUGGUACAGGUAGAAUUAUAAAUCAAGUUAAUAGAAUUUUUGGUAAAUAA